Molecule: messenger RNA, 2222 nt
Organism: Nicotiana tabacum (common tobacco)
Lineage: Eukaryota; Viridiplantae; Streptophyta; Magnoliopsida; Solanales; Solanaceae
Source: RefSeq, a predicted model, not a curated record
AAAUAAUAAUAAUUCAAUUCUAUAAUUUGCGUGUCCCGAAACUUUUAUAAAUUUGAGGAGUGUUACACCCCGUCAAACUCAAAGGGGAACUAACUUGAGUUUGUUUAUUUUAAAAAGAAGAAAUACUAAAAAGUCUAUGGAAUAGUAAACAGUCGCCUGAAUAUUGUCGCGAAAGUGGUGAAUAGUUACUGCAAAGGAAAGCAAUGAUGGAACUCUUUUCUGUUAACAUACAUGGUUGGUAAUUGUUAAUUGAAAGGAAGUGCUUCUUACAACAAACACAGAAACGUCUGCUCUCAGUUGUUGAAAAGAGGUAUCGUGAUGAAAUCUCCAACACAUCACUGAUGUAGAUUGAGUAAGCUGAACAGCUAACAAAGAAGUUGCUAGACAUGUCGCUGGAAGAAUGGCCUGAAUAGUAGUUGGAAGAAUGGCUGGUGUGCAGCAGGAUGGGGCAGUGCUGACUGCUGAGUGCUCACAAAAUGACACCAGAAAGAGAUGUGGUGCCCGAACAAACCUAAAAGAGGCAUAGUACCAUUAAAAGGAUCACCAGAGUUAAUGCUUGAAGAAUGGCCAGAUGUUGACUGAAGUAAGAGCAAUCACCAGAAGAGACGCAAUGCUGCUGGAGCGGUCACCGAAAGAGGAAAGCUACCACGAAAAGGGUCACCAAAAAAUGGCGCAGUGUCACCAGAAUGAUCAUUAGUAAAAGAUUCUGCUGCCAGAACGGUUACCAGAAAGAAGAAAGAUUAGUAAAAUAGUGUAAGGCUGCCGAUUAGUAGAAACUACUUGAAGUCUUCGCCGAUAUCAUUGAAAUACUAAUACCAUUAGAAAUGAUAAACAAAUUCUUCUUGAAAGAGUUGGUUUAGCAAGAUACAAGAAGGGUUUCUCAUAUAGGAUUUUUAGUUACGCGAAAUAGGGAAAUCUACCUAAUUUCUGGGAUUCCAAAUGACAUAAUCAUUUGAGUAUUCUCUUGACUUUCAACAAUAACAUAAUCAUUAAGCAUAUUGUGUACAAUAUAACUAAAGAUUCUCUGGAAUUUCAGUCAUAUCACUACAUCUACCUCAUCAAUGUAAGAGGGUUGAUUCAGUUGACAAGAUAAGUUCUCAGUCCAUUGAUAGUCUGUUGUUGAAAGUAAAAAUUAUAUAUCAAGAAAUACAUAUGAGAAAUUGAUACAAAUGUUUGUGCAAACGAAGAAUGUUCUUGACAGAAAAGGCAGCAAGUUGUAAGUUGGGCCAGGUGGAAGUCCAGAUGAAAAUGGAGAAACUACUAUUGAUGCCAUGGUGAUGAAUGGGGUAACAAUGGAGGUCGGCGCUGUUGCUGCUAUGAGGUAUGUGCCAGAGGGCAUUAAAGCUGCGAAGCUAGUGCUGGAGUAUACCAAACAUACUAUGCUUGUUGGGGAUCAAGCCUCAGCUUUUGCCAUUUCAAUGGGCCUUCCAGGGCCUAUAAACCUAAGCUCAGUCGAGUCAACAGAGAAGUGGAUGAAAUGGAAAGAAAAUUAUUGCCAACCUAAUUUUUGGAAAAAUGUCACCCCCGGGGAUAAUUGUGGUCCAUACCAUCCAAAUGGUCCUUCAAUAGGAAGAUGUCUGAUGGCGAACGAGCUCCAGCCUAACGAAUUUGGAUCAGUUAAUGUUGGUUUACAUAGCCAUGAUACAAUAUCCAUGGCUGUCAUUGACCAGGUUGGACGGAUUGCUGUUGGUACGUCAACUAACGGAGCCACAUUUAAGAUUCCCGGAAGGGUUGGUGAUGGACCUAUAGCAGGGUCUUCAGCGUAUGCAGAUUCUGAAGUUGGUGCCUGUGGAGCCACUGGGGAUGGUGAUAUUAUGAUGCGCUUCCUUCCAUGUUAUCAGGUUGUGGAGAGUAUGAGAUUAGGAAUGGAACCCAAAUUAGCUGCAAAAGAUGCUAUAUCGCGAAUUGCAAGGAAAUAUCCCGGCUUCAUUGGGGCUCUAUUUGCAGUCAACAAAAGUGGUAUUCAUGCAGGUGCAUCCCAUGGUUGGACUUUUCAGUACUCUGUCAGAAAUCCUGGGAUGAAAGACGCGGAGGUAUUUACUGUUCACCCCUGAAACUGUGACUGCCAUUGGUGACUUCUUUAGCAUACCGCUUCUAUUGUAGUAACUAGAGAAUUUGCCCGCCCAAAAUUCUAUUGGAUUUAAUAAUCUUAUUUAUAAAUUCAAUCCAAAUAGAAUAAUAAUUUUUAUUUAUUAAUAAACAUAAAUGAAAUAUUUCUAUAU